Molecule: messenger RNA, 2621 nt
Organism: Bursaphelenchus okinawaensis
Lineage: Eukaryota; Metazoa; Nematoda; Chromadorea; Rhabditida; Aphelenchoididae
Source: the annotation of a GenBank genome assembly
AUGACAGCUUCCUCAAACUUGGACAAACUAGAGCCAUUGCCAUGGCUUCGAGCAGUGAUGGAUAUUGUGCUAUGUAUUGGGUCUUGUAAGUUGAUUUUGUGUAUUAUUUACUGAAUUUUAGGUACUUUUUAUUACAAUUGGUACAUGCAAAAUUUUGAGAAAAAUAGGUUGUGUUUGUCAUUGUUACAGUUGAUUAUAGAUGGCAUUUAAUGAUUUAAAAACAUGGUUUUGGUUCUUACAAUUUGAUUUUUGUUACCUAUAAUGAAAGUGGCAAGAACUUUAGUUUAAAGUAAAAAAAGAGCAAGAACUUUCUUUACAAAAUAAAAAAUUGCAAGAAAUUUCUUUACAAAACGAAAAAUGGCAAGAACUUUCUUUACAAAGCAAUAAAUGGCAAAAACUUUCUUUCCAACACAAAAAUGACAAAAAUGUUCUUUACAAAACAAAAAAUGGCGAGAACUUUCUUUACAAAACAAAAAAUGGCAAGAACUUUCUUUACAAACUAAAAAAAAGACAAGAACUUUCUUUACAGCUCAAAAUUUUAAAAAAAUUCAAUAAACUUACCUUCUCUCUUCAAAUGAGUAAAAUACGUCUCCUAGCUUUUUGUGUUCAUAUACAAAAGAUAAGAUAGUAAAGAAUAUUUAUUUUUGAAUGUACUUUACUAUUGUAACUUAUUGUAAUUACAGUAUUCCUAAUCAAUGGUCUAUUUGAAUGGAUGGGAGUGUACCGUCGCGGCUUCUUUUGUGACGAUGAAACCAUUAUGUACCCAAUGAAGCCAGAAACGAUAGGACUUGGUGGUUUGUUGGUAAUAUCGUUUGUGCCUCAACUUGUGGUAAUUACAAUUACUGAGUCGAUACGAUUAUAUCGAUUUCCGACUGAAGAAUUGUCAAGUGUGGAAAGAGGCAGAGCUAAGCCCAUUAGGCUUGUUUCGAGGGUUUUGAAGUUUUAUGGUAGGUCAACUUUAAAUCUAUGGGUACCGGGUAGAGCUAAGGCUAUGGUUAGGACUAGAAAAAAAUUUUUAUAUUAACAUUAUAUAUUAUAUUAACCUUGUCCAUUUCAGGCUACUCCCUCCUAAUAAUAGUGGUAUGUUCCUUCCUAACCGCAGUAACAAAAAACGCCGUUGGCCGUUUACGGCCAAACUUCCUGGACGUAUGUCAACCGACAUUCGACUGGCGACAUAACUGCACCACUCACGAAUACCUGACUGAUUACGAAUGUACAGCUGAUCGAUCGAAAUGGGCAAUGAAAGACGCUCGACUGUCAUUUUUCAGCGGACAUUCGAGUAUGAGCAUGAGUGCUGCCAUGUUUAUUGUGGUAGGGGAUUUGAAUUUAAUUUUUUUAACCUGUUGAACCUCUGCGUAUUUUACAAAACUUUUUACGAUUUUCUAAAAAAUCAAUAUUUAAAUCUUGUCAAAAAUUAAAAAAUCGAUAUUGACAUUUCGUUACAAAAACUAAAUAUCUUUUUUUGCAUAUGUUUAAUAAUGUCAUAGAAAGUUUAAAAAUUAGGGUGCGGGUUGCAAAAUUUUUGUAAUUUUCAAAAAAUCAAUAUUGACAUUUCGUCAAAAAUUAAAAAUCAAUAGUGACAUUUUGCUACAAACUGAAAUUUGUGUUUUUUAGCAUUAAUAUUUAAAAAUGCCAUAGACACUUUUAAAUUUGAGCACAAGUUGCGCAUUUUUCAAAUUUUAAAAAAUCAAUAUUGACAUUUAGUUCAAAAUCAAAAAAUCAAUAUUGAGAUUAAGCCAAAAACUCAAUUUUUUUUAUCAAAACGCUUGAUUUUAUGGCAUUAAAAAAUGAAAAUAAAAUAAAAUUAUAGCAAAUUUUAGGUAUACCUCCAAUCCCGUGCAGCUGGUGAAUGUUGGCUGAACACGUUGAUACCCAUUCUUCAGUCGAUUUCUUUUUGCGGCGCAAUUUACGUCGGAUUGACGAGAAUUUUCGACCACAAACAUCACUGGUCGGAUGUGUUGACUGGCUUGAUUGUUGGAAUGACUAUUGUCAUUCUUGUGGUAAGUUUAGAAUAGGGGUUAGAGGACACAUUCCGUAUUUUACACUUUUCUAUCCAAAAUAAGCUUUUUUUAACUUUAAAUAUAUUGAAAUAGAUCAAAAUUUAGUUUUUUAAACAAAAAAACUAUUAAUUUUAAGGUUAGUUUACUUUUCUUAAAUUCCAAUAAUUUUGUGACACUUCGUUUAAUUUUCCAAUAUUUUUUGUGACACUUCGCAACAUUAUUAAAAAAGCUGUAAAAAGUUUAGUUUUUUGUUUAAAAAUAGACAAAAACAAUGUUAAAGAUUAAUUAUAAUAUCCGAUAACUUUGCGACACUUCGUCUACUUUUCCAAUAAUUUUUGUGGCAGUUUGUUAAAAAACACACAUAGUGUUUAAAAAGCUGCUCUUAUGUUUUUAAAACAUAAAAAAAAAGUUUUUCUAAACAAAAAUUUUUAAAAAAUUUUUAAAUUUUGAUUUCAGUGGAAAUUCGUAGCUGGCUACGAUAUAGCGCCAUUGAAGCAAAGACGACGAAAAUGCGUGGUAAAUAUCGAUGAUGUCGAAUUGCAGAAACCUUCAGCCAUUCAGACUAACAGCACUGAAUAUACAAAUAAAUCGUUUCAAAGUGACUUAACUCAACGAUUAUGA